CAUAUUUAAUAUGUCAGGGAUAUUUUCACGAUUUUCCACCGUCAUAACCGCUCGUCUGAAUAUCCAAGCGCUAUUGGGGAGAAAUUAUGACGAAUAGAUACAGGAAAGUCCGAUCAAUUUUCGGCGCAUUUAUAUUUUUCUUUGGUUUGAUUUUAUUUUCAUGCAAUGUGACAGCGAAUACUGAUAACGCUUCAGAUAGUAGGCAUAUAAUUCGGAAUCAGAAUAACGAUCGCAAUAUUCGAUCCGUCUUGUCAAAUUGAUUAUUAUAAUAUAGAAAUUGAAACUUCAUACGACGAUACUAAAUCACACCAAAAAAAUAUCCCAAAUAAAAUAGGAGUAUCGAAUAACGUCUAUAGAGCGUGCUGUAAAAGAUGUUCCGUGACUCAUUGAACGAGAUUUCAGAGCCGUUGUUCGCUUUAUAUUAAUUUUUUCUCUAUUUUUUUUGUGUUUGUAAAAACUUUAAAGUUCGCUAGAACCGGUUCCAUCGUGUAUAAUACUACCCACACAUUGUACCGAUACUCCUAACGCACUUCUUCGCAGACUUAAAAACCUUAUGCUAGUAGUUUUUGACGUCUUCCUAGUAUGCGCAGGACAUAGAAGCUGAAAUUUAUUUCUCUUCAAUUCAACAUUUUAAUAUUAAAAAGAAGCUCCCAUUUUUUUUAUUUCUUUUCACAAGUGCAUCGCGGCCACGUGUAAGUUUUAGCGUCGAGUAAAUAUAAUAAAAACGUAGGAACGCUUAGAGAGAUGUAAUUGGAUACUGUUUCGAUAACGCUUGUGUGAAUAUACAUGCAUAAUGUACAGAGAAUCCAACUGAGAUUUGACGCAAUUUCAUGUCUACACUUUGAAUUUUUUAUAGUCGUGCAGAGGAUUGCGUGGGGUUGAAUAUCUUAUCGUUAUAUAGACUUUGAUUUCUACGUGUAAUUAUUGUGCAUAUUUGCUUUACAUCUUGCAUAAUCAAUGUAGAAAUGUUAAACUUAUAUCAGUCUAAUGACGAUGGUAGAAAACUGUACAGACAGCGUUGACAGCUAAUCGCAAAUCGAAUUCUGUCCCGUAAUUCGGGUGUGCUUCUUUUGAUCGAAACUCGAAUAAUGUAGACUCCGAUAAUAUCGGUGAAAUCGUACGGAAAAUACAUCGGAAUGACGCUACUCGUUGGCUUGCUAUUUUUCGUCGUGUCGUUGUGCGCAGCGCAAUCACCGAACUUCAAAUGCGAUGAUCCAAAUUUCCACAGUCUGGAAACGGAUUAUACGAAACGAACCGCCUGUCAUCCUUCGUUUCAGAACAAGUGUUUCUGUCAUAUGGCCUGCUACGAGGGUCUUUAUCAGCACAUCGUUAAUUGUACCGACGCCGGGUUCACCGACACCAAACCUCUCGAGCACCUACCGAACAAUACAAGAGUGCUGAUAUUCGUCGGAAAUGAUCUGCCGGAGCUUUCUUGGAACAUUUUUGGUACCUUGGACGCCUUGCCUGAGCUGCGUGUGAUCGAUAUGUCGCGCAAUAAGAUCAGAGAAAUUAGAGGAAAAGCAUACCACCACGUUAAAAAUGUGGAGCAACUUUUCUUAGACUUUAACGAGCUCUCAUUGGACCCCGCCAGAAGCCAUCCUCGAGUUUUUUCAAAUUUCAUAUCCCUUUUGGAACUACAUCUGACCGACGCCUUCGAAGAUGGCUCGCCGAGAGACCUCGCCGAAACUCUACAUGAUAUUUUUGUCAACAGCAAUUUAACACAGCUGACGAAGCUGCACCUCGAGCAGAACGAAAUAUCGGAGUUUCACGACGCGAAUGUUUUCUGCGACCUACCGAAUCUACUGCACCUCUACAUUGGAAGUAAUUCACUGAACGCUCUACACUUCAAUCUCACCUGUAUGCGUAAACUUCGUUUCCUUGACCUUGAAAGGAACAAAUUUACCCGCGUACUUGAACACGAUCUCCGCGUCCUCGACUCCAUCGUCAGGGACAAUAUUCCGAUGAUGGUUGACUUCACUUCAAAUCCUUUCGAAUGUGGCUGCAAAUUGAACCCGUUCAUCCAUUGGAUGAACAAGACUAAAAUAACCGUUCGAAAUCCGCAUCUCCUCCAAUGUACAAAAGGUAAGGAAGUUCACAAAUUACGAGAAGAGAAGCAUUGCGGAAACAAACUCGGCGCUUCUUCCUAUCACGGGAGCACCGUCGUUCUUUGGCUAUUAUCAAUUCUCCUAGUCGUCCUGAUAGUCGCUCUGAUUUACAUUCAGAGAGUCGAACUAGGUAAGAAAAUUGAGCCCGUUAUAGACUCCGUCAGUAAAAGGGUGCGAUACAAGUCGAUAGCUACCGGAGAAACCCGCGAGAUGGACGUCUGACGAGGUAAAUCAAGGUGAAAAAAAUGCGGUAGCACAGGUACAGGUUGGGGCUGGAAGAUAGAAACGCGUUAAAGAACGAAAUUUAACAUUACUACACCCGACUGCGGUUUCAAAAAUUUUAUGGAUACGCGCGGGCAGUGUAAGUAAAUUCAUCGGCAUUGUGAUGUUAUUAUUCCAAGCGGCUCAAUGAUUUUCUCCCAUCGUUAUCGGAUCUCAUAAAUAUAUGCCGCAAAUGAUCAUUCCUUGUAUUAUUUUUUGCGAUCAUCGAUACCGCUGUGCACCGCCUCAUGUAAGAUUUUCUAGUCGGCGUAUAUGUAUAAUAGAAGAGGACCAAGGAUACACAAACCUAUAAUUAUAAUGAUUUGAUGGGCGUAAAAAUUGAUAGCCGAAUAUGCAUGAAUUAUAUUUUCAUAAUAUUCGAAUGUAAAUUAAACGAUGAACGUGUCGCAUAUUAUUCAUACACAAGACAUUGUAUGUGUCCCGUUUUUUUUUUUUCUAAUUUGCUACUGUUUUAUACUAACGAAAAAAAUAAUAUGUGGAGAAAAAGGUUACAAGAGAAUAUAUAUAAAUAUAUAUUUACAUAUAUUGUAGCGUAGGUAUGAAUCUAUCUAUAAAAAUAUUACUGAAAUAUAUAUUUUAUUCUAGACUUUUAUUUUAUGACUGUAAUGCAAUCAUCCGUGACUUCAUUAAAACUGAAAUGACAUUACAUUAAA
Messenger RNA from Athalia rosae (coleseed sawfly), 3040 nucleotides. Its product is annotated as phospholipase A2 inhibitor beta. The coding region runs from base 1137 to 2327 and encodes 396 amino acids. The transcript is spliced from 5 exons. Gene Ontology annotation, molecular function: protein binding. The record is from RefSeq and is a predicted model, not a curated record. NCBI's taxonomy places the organism in Eukaryota, Metazoa, Arthropoda, Insecta, Hymenoptera, Athaliidae. Gene Ontology annotation, cellular component: membrane.